AGUUCAGCCUGGAUGUGGCGUCCCUUUAUGACGAGCGCAUCAGCAACAAAGGUUGAUAAAAAAAUGGCUGCUGGGUGCGCUUGGUUCCUGGUGUUGGGAUCUGUCUUUUUGUGCAAUCUCUUCAAAACACUCUUGCCGACUAUUUCCUCUUUCCUAUUGAAGGUCCUUCAGAAAGAUGCUGAGCAGGAGAGGGAUAUGCGGGCUGAGAUCCAGGAGAUGAAGAAGGAGCACAACUCCGUUAGCAUGAUGGAUGAGUUUGCCAGAUACGCCAGACUAGAGCGCAAAAUCAACAAGAUGACUGACAAGCUGAAGACACAUGUCAAGUCUAGAACUGCUCAACAAGCCAAAAUGAAAUGGAUGGUGAAUAUAGGUUUUUACAUCCUCCAGGCUGCUCUGAUGAUCUCCCUGAUUUGGAAGUAUUAUGCUGACCCAGUGACUGUUGUACCCAGUAAGUGGAUUGCCCCCCUGGAGCAGCUGGUGGCAUUCCCAUCUGGAGUAGCAGGUGGUGUUGGAAUCACAUGCUGGCUGGUGGUGUGCAACAAAGUGGCAUCUAUUGGUCUACAUGCAAUUAGCUAAGGAAUGGGAUCUUUUAUUAAUGUCUUAUUUAUUCCCCAAAUGCUCUGAGAAUGAAGUCAGGCAUUGUUAGUCAGCACUUUGAUAUUAAAGUGUAAAUU
This is a messenger RNA of Oncorhynchus mykiss (rainbow trout), 674 nucleotides long. RefSeq names its product guided entry of tail-anchored proteins factor 1. Gene Ontology annotation, cellular component: GET complex. The record is from RefSeq and is a predicted model, not a curated record. Gene Ontology annotation, molecular function: protein-membrane adaptor activity. Gene Ontology annotation, biological process: tail-anchored membrane protein insertion into ER membrane. Lineage: Eukaryota; Metazoa; Chordata; Actinopteri; Salmoniformes; Salmonidae.